AGUGAAAAGCGUGGGAAGAUAGAUAGAGAAUUGAAAGGGUGAUGGAGAUUCUGGGUUUCGGUGGUUCCAUCUUCAACCCCAUCCCCAUUUCUUCUAACCACCUCCCUUCCUCUGCUUCUCCUUCUGUUCUGCCAUCUCAUCUACUUACAAAACGAAGAGCAAUUAUCUUCACGACGGUGGUUUCGUUUCUUCAAUUAUCUCCAAAAUCACCGUUUCAAUCUGCAAUUGCCCAACAACUGGAUGAAACGCAGCAGGACGAAGAUCGUGUUGUUCGUCUCUUUGAGGAAACAUCACCAUCUGUGGUUUUCAUCAAAGAUCUUGAGAUCGUCAAUAACCCUAAAAGCUCUGAUGAGGUUGUGAUGGUAGAUGAUGAGAAAGCAAUAGUUGAAGGAACGGGUUCAGGCUUUAUUUGGGAUAAGUUCGGUCACAUUGUGACAAAUUAUCACGUUGUUGAAAAGUUGGCUACGGAUCAAAAUGGGCGACAACGUUGUAAGGUAUUCCUAGUCGACAAAACUGGCAACAGUUUAUCUAGAGAUGCGAAGAUUAUUGGUGUUGAUCCAUCGUAUGAUUUGGCUGUCCUAAAGGUUGAUGUUGAAGGGAUUGAAGUAAAGCCGGUAAGUAUAGGCAGCGCUCGUAGACUAAACGUGGGGCAGAGCUGUUAUGCUAUUGGGAAUCCUUAUGGAUAUGAGAACACAUUAACCACCGGGGUAGUCAGUGGGCUAGGAAGGGAGAUACCUUCACCAAAUGGAGGUGCCAUCAGAGGAGCCAUUCAAACGGAUGCAGCUAUUAAUUCAGGAAAUUCGGGUGGACCCUUGCUUGAUUCCCAUGGCCAAGUUAUUGGUGUUAAUACUGCAACUUUCACUCGAAAAGGGUCAGGGACGUCAUCUGGGGUUAACUUUGCGAUACCAAUCGAUACGGUCAUGCAGACCAUACCUUACUUGAUCGUUUAUGGGACUGCUUACCGGGAUAGGUUUUGAUGGUUGGUCUACUCGGUGGAACAAAGUUUACCUUAGCCGAUGUUUAUUGUAAACGGAAACUCUUUCAUAAUAUUCUCAUGUUGAUAUCGAUGUUUGUAUUGUAUCUAUCGUCAUUCUUUAUGAAUUUCUUCAACGGGUUGAUAUCAAUCUUUAAGAUGUUGA
This is a messenger RNA of Cynara cardunculus var. scolymus (artichoke), 1139 nucleotides long. RefSeq names its product protease Do-like 5, chloroplastic. Gene Ontology annotation, molecular function: serine-type endopeptidase activity. Bases 42 to 977 code for a protein of 311 amino acids. The transcript is spliced from 8 exons. NCBI's taxonomy places the organism in Eukaryota, Viridiplantae, Streptophyta, Magnoliopsida, Asterales, Asteraceae. Gene Ontology annotation, biological process: proteolysis. The record is from RefSeq and is a predicted model, not a curated record.